Anguilla rostrata (American eel) is the source of this 4241-nucleotide messenger RNA. It is a transcript of the gene mrps2, whose product is annotated as mitochondrial ribosomal protein S2. Gene Ontology annotation, cellular component: ribosome; mitochondrial small ribosomal subunit. The transcript is spliced from 8 exons. Bases 136 to 936 code for a protein of 266 amino acids. Gene Ontology annotation, biological process: translation. The record is from RefSeq and is a predicted model, not a curated record. Gene Ontology annotation, molecular function: structural constituent of ribosome. NCBI's taxonomy places the organism in Eukaryota, Metazoa, Chordata, Actinopteri, Anguilliformes, Anguillidae.
UACGUAGGGUUGGUGGGUGCUGAAGUCCAAUUUUGAGCAUGAGUUCUACGUGUAAACCGCAUUUAAAUUAGCUAUGGACUACAUAUACCAUACUGGCGCUGCCGUUUAACCCAAGGUGGGAAGAAGGAGAUCGGCAUGGCAUCAGGGCAUCUCGCAAAAGCCUUACGGGUUGGCUGCCGUAGACCCUUCUCGGUCAUACACGUUCACAGCCGUAUGCAUGGGACUGCGGUUGUCGCGCAAACUCAUGACGUGCAGAAUGACAGCAGAGGUGUAAACGACAAGAUUCUCACCCAGCCCUUGAAGCACCCUGACUACUUCCGCCUGUCAGAACUGUUUUCCCUAAAGGACCUAUUUGAGGCUAGGGUUCACCUUGGCCACAAAAGAGGCUGCAGACAUAGGUUAAUGGAGCCAUACUUAUUUGGUUGUCGGCUGGAGCAGGACAUUAUUGACCUAGAUAAAACAGUGGAGCACCUGCAGCAAGCGCUCAACUUCACCGCCCAUGUGGCAUACCGAGGUGGUGUGAUCCUACUUGUCAGCCGGCGCAGGCAGUUCGGCCACCUGAUAGAGAAUACCGCACGGGAAUGUGGGGAGUACGCCCACACUCGCUAUUGGCAAGGUGGCCUGCUGACCAAUGCGCCUGUUCAGUACGGCCCAGGCGUCCGUCUCCCUGACCUUAUAAUCUUCCUCUCCGCCCUCAAUAAUGUAUUCCAGCAGCAUGUCGGCAUCCGAGAUGCCGCAAAAAUGAACAUCCCUACUGUGGGUGUGGUGGACUCUGAUUGCAACCCUAGCCUGGUUACCUUCCCUAUCCCUGGCAAUGACGACUCGCCCUCCUCCGUGGAGCUCUACUGCAAGCUUUUUAAGAUGACCAUUAACCGUGCCAAGGACAAAAGGAAGCAGAUGGAGUUGUUACAAGGCCUCGUCAGCCCUAGCUCAUGAGAAUGUGGGCCUCCUGUGUAGAUUCACUCAGUAACCCAAAACUCACUCACCUUUAGUGACUCGAAAAGAGAGGCCCUGUGCUGGCUGUCCUAGAGGCCGUGUUAUGUCCAGUCUUGAGCAUUUCCUUUCAUUUCCUGUUUGAAUAAGACUGCAUUACAUAGGAUGGAAUGAUAUGAUAAAAAGCAGUGAUAUAAUGAUGUAACUUAUAUUAUUGUACAUUAUGUGCGGAAAGGUUUACUGCUGUUGUUUGCAUAUCAGCUUCUUAUUAUGUCAGCUGUCCUGAAUCAGAACUCAACAGGUUAAUUUUAAUUAACCAUUUCUGUAUCCGGUCUUUUCAUUGUUUUGUGAUUUAGUUGCUUUAAAUGCAUGUUGAUUAAAUAUUACUUGUGCGUCACGGAAACAAAAAAUAAAAUAUAAUUAAAAGCUGUGUAAUUGGGACCUUUAGCAUGUCAAAACAAAAUUAUUAGUUCUAAGCCUUGUCUACUAAUUAUUUGCAGUUUUUUUAAUAAUAAUUUUUCAAAAAAUUAGUACUCCAUUCAUCAGCUAAAUGUUACUAUAUAGGUGUUUUUUAAGGGGUGCACUUGCAGAUGGAACUGUGUAAUGUUUUGUCAUUGUUAAGAUUUAAUGAAGAUGCUCAUUUUUGAAAAACCACACAAUAUCUUCCAUUAUUUUAGUUAUUUUUAAUUUCAGUUUGCACAGAUAACCACCAGUGUAGAUUGGGGGCUUGGUCAGUCCUGAAUCUGUUUAAAUUGUACCAUUCUUUGGUUAUGUUCAGAUUACAGGCUGAAGUGGCCCAAAUCCGAUUUUUUUUUUUUUGCCUACAUUUGACACCGAUCUUUUUUUUUUCUAAGCUGUCUGAACACAAAAAUCUGAUCUUUUCAUAUUUGGGCCACUUCCAGAUGCGUUCCUAGAUUGGAUACAUAUCCCACCUGUGGCCAUGCGACCGCUAUGAGAACGGUCAGAUCAUAAUUCAUGUGUCAUUUAUUUAUUUAUUUUCAAAGCUACAGUUCACUGUGCAGGUGCAGAUCACAUUCAUCAUCACUCCUUUGGUCUUCCUCCGCCUUCAUGUCUUCAUCCUCAACAUCACUGAAGCAUCAUUCGACCUCCACAGCAAACAAUCUUGGGACGUGUCCAGUUACUUGCCUACUAUUGAGUAUACAAGUUUUAUAUAGCUUGUAUGCAACUUGUAUACUCAGUAGUAGGCAAGUAAGUUGUUUCAGACACAUCUUUGAUCAACACUUGCACUGCUAUUUCAUGAUUCCAUGAUGGACUGUUUCACAAGCAUUAGCCUACUUUUUUUUGUUGUUAAUGCUGGUUGUUUUAGGGCAGAGCUCUGUUCACACUUAAGACUACGUCAGAUAACGGUCGCUUACAAAUUAAUGUGAAGAGCUAAUGCAAAAAGAUCAGAUCUGAGCUAGAAAUCGUAAUUGAGCAUUAAGGCCUGUAAUGUUCUAUUCAUGAACUUGCCCGGUCCUGUUUUCUAAUCAAAUUUAGCAUUAUGUCUUGCUUUAUUCUCAGCCAUACAUUAUAUAAUCAGCUUUUGAGACUAUUAGCCUUUUAAGGUAGAUUAUUUGUGAUUAAAUAACCUAUGUUGGUGCACCUUCUGCCAUAACAUAAUACAAAUAAAGGGGACAAGGUAAAAUAUUUGGCAUUAAAAAUGUGGCAGUCGGCAGUAUUGACAGCAGGGUCUUAAGAUCGUUUCGUCUUAACGCCGUGCACUUUUGUUGCACAUGUGAAUGUUCACCAAUCAAAAUUAUCCGGUUUCAACCGUUGCCAAGUUCCUAGACGGUCUGCAACGUGCUCGCAGCCUUAUUAUUUUACUAAUUGUAGUGCCAUGUUCAUUCAGUUCCUGAAACAAUGCAUACAUUUUGGAACUACUACUUGCGGAGAGAGCUCUCAACUGACGCGCAAACUUAAUCCAUCUCACCAUUUCCUUAAUCAGUUUGGUAGGCUCACAUAACUGCAUACCGUCCAUACACGGUCCUGUGGGUAGGCAAGUCUUGUUACUGUCCCCUCCCUUACUGUUCUGAGUUUGUGCAGAUCCCGAUAACCAAUGAGGCCCCUUUAUAUUUGUCAAGGCCGAAUUUUAUUGGAGGAUACGUUGGCUUACGAAGUAGUACUCCUCCCUUUAAAAAGGAGCGACAAGCGCAAGUAAGUCUCUUCGUCAUUCGCGGUAGUAGUAUGCUGCCUCUUUGUGGAAGUGUUGCAUUGUUGAACAAUGGAUACAAUCAUGAAUCUGACAACCAUAAAUCAGCAACUUUGUGGAAGUGAGUUGCAUAGUUGAACAAUGGAUGCCACCAUGAAACUGGACACACACAAACCAGAUGCCUUGGAACAGAUGCAGUUCAGGACCAGUGUUCUCUACCUGUUACAGUUUUGCCCCAUGAGACGUAACCCUGGCCUAAGUGUCGCGGUUAUGCUAUAAGAGGGCAAACAGAAACUGGCUAUAAAUGGCCUAAGUGCCCUGCAGUGGGCAUUAGGUAUGGUACAUGGCCAGAGUCUCUGUAUUUCAGAUGCAUGCUUUAGAGGUAAGUGUGUUGCCACUAACAACAAAUAUUGCAGGUGUGUAAAAUCAGGACCCUUGUCGAAUCUGUUAACAUAAAUCCUGUUCAUAGGCUAUUUGACCAUGCAGUUUCUAUUGUCCCUUACCAACUACCCUGCUCAUUUCUUUUUCAUCAGCAAAUGGUCAAGACUGGCAGACACAAGCACGGAAGCAUUUUAGAGCGAAAUGGUGGUGAGUUUGUUUAUACUUUAUUCUCCUGAAACUGAAGUCUGAAAUUGGAUCACAGCCGUGUUGAAACAUUCAGAGAUGUGAUGCAUUAAACAUUUAGUUUCUGUGAACAUGGUAUUUGUUUUGUAUAUAGUGCCCAUUUCCAUCUUGACUAAAUUAUCCCUUUGAUACAUAUAUAACUACUGUUGACCUUCAGGAGUUUAGCUACAAAGCUAAAUUGCUUGCCUUUUAUUGACCAGUUUGGUAAUGGGUGUCCCUUAAGCUGUAAUGUAGUUUGGCUCAUUGGGGGGAAAUGGGGUAGGGCUUUCACCAUCCAUUUUGUACAUUUAUUGAUGUUGAAACGCUGCAGUGACACUGGGGUACAUUCAGGUCAAGCUUUAUGUAAUCUUUAACAAAGAUUGCAGCUGUGGUGGAGUCUGUUUCAAUCUAAAAAAUAACAUUCUCUAUACUUUACCUUUCAGUAUGCUCUCUGAAAUGUUGUGAUACUGUACAUUUUGCCUGUGUCAUUGAGUUUAACCUUUGCUUCUGAUGUGGGGAAAAUUGCAAAUCGAUUAAAACUGAUUCUAUUCUCAAA